Gasterosteus aculeatus aculeatus (three-spined stickleback) is the source of this 4662-nucleotide messenger RNA. RefSeq names its product TGFB-induced factor homeobox 2 (gene tgif2). NCBI's taxonomy places the organism in Eukaryota, Metazoa, Chordata, Actinopteri, Perciformes, Gasterosteidae. The record is from RefSeq and is a predicted model, not a curated record. Gene Ontology annotation, molecular function: DNA binding. Gene Ontology annotation, biological process: regulation of DNA-templated transcription.
AUAUAUAUAUAUAUCAAUUUUUAGUGGAUAAGUUCCCAUUAAAAAAAACUUAAAGGAACUUCUGUCAAAUUGGAGGAAAUGCCCUAAAUGUGUUUUUAAUUUCACCCUCACUUUACUAACUCGGUUGUAGGACCCUCGUUGUCGAGGAAUGCAGAAUUCAAAAGAUUUGUCAACCGCUCCAGCGGUACAGAGCGGAGGAGGCAUGAGACAGGCGCUGCCCCGGGGGUCAGGUUUCACCCAGCCCCAGAGAAAGACAUUCACUGCAUUUUGUGGCCCACCCCUGGGAUCAGGCAUGCUCCAUUUUGAGGGGAGAUUCUCUCCUGUGGCCAGCAAUUGCCCGACAAAAAAAACACACAACAAAGGUUUAACCAUUUGUUCUGACCACGAACCUUGUUUUAAAUUGGGCAAUUUGAUACCUGAUGCUCUGGAAGAAGAGCUUCGCCCGGAGCAGGAGCACUCCUCUGCGAUGUCGGACAGCGAUGAUGGCUCCCCGCUCGACCUGUCAGGAAGGGGUCUCUUUGGGAAACGCCGUCGCCGUGGCAACCUGCCCAAGGAGGCGGUGCAGACUCUGCGGAGCUGGCUGUACGAGCACCGCUUCAACGCCUACCCGUCAGAGCAGGAGAAGCUCAGUCUGUCUGGACAGACCAACCUCUCUGUGCUGCAGAUAUGUAACUGGUUCAUCAAUGCACGUCGCCGCCUCCUCCCCGACCUGCUUCGUAAGGACGGCAAGGACCCCACAAAGUUUACCAUCUCCCGCAAGGUUGGCGGGAGAAGCGAAGUCCACUCGACCAGCGGGGGCGGAGGCAGCUCCCCAGAAAGCAACUCUUCCAACGGCUCGUCUCAACAGCGCCCGUCCGUCAUCCGCUCCGUUCCGGCACUGGACCUCGGCCUUCUCGGAAACACGGCGACAGCUAUUCUGACUGGAGCGGGCUACCCUGGCAAGGAAGGGUCGGUCCAGGCGCUGAUGAAGCUCGACACCCAAAGCCUCCUGAGGGAAGCGGAGGAACGGGAGACCAAUACGGUUUGUCGCACUAGCACAACAGUGGCAGCUAGUCCCACUGGGGGCUUCUUCAACACGCCCCCUCCGACCCCCCCCGAGCUGUUCCCCACCCAGGACUUCAGCGACUUGAGGCUCCUGGUGGAUGCCGCUCUGCAACGGGCAGCAGAGCAGGAGAACAUGAAGAGGCUCCAGGAGAUCCAGAACAGGACCUCGGAAGCCGUGAAGACCGAACGGGCAGAGUGUGUGGCUUACAGCGGUGGCGCCGAAAUCCCACUGCCGACCGAGGAUGGUCAACAAGUCAUGGAUCCUUCCAGGGUGCAGAGUCUGAUGGAGAAGGCUAUGGCAGUUUCCCCUGCAAAGGAUCCGGUGCCUGUGUCUUUACCUGCUUCUGUACCGGUGCAAGCGCCACUCUCAGCCCCGAGGCUGUCUCCUCCCCCGAUGGCUAAAGGCAUCUGGAGCCCCUUAGAGCAGGAAAGUGCCACAGCCUCCAGCCCUAACCAGCCUCUGCUUAUUCCAGCCCAUCUGCCUGCUGAAGCAGGGCCAGCGUCUGCCUCAAUUUUCGGACAGCCAAAGUCCUUGAAACCAGCUGCUGCUCCAGCCGGCACCCGGGCAACGUCGCCCGCUCCGACCUGCCGCUCAGUUCCAGUUCCACUGCCAGUCUGUUUACCAUCGACAGUCCUGGUCCCAGGCACAAGUCCCGCCUCUGUCACGGGUCCCGGCCCGGCUUCCUCCCAGACUGUAGCGCUCGCCUCGGCUCCAGCCAUCGCCUCUUUCACAGACGCCAGAGGAGUCUCGCUGUACCUGCCGUUCCACAAGUCUCCCGCAAUCCCAGUCAGUGUUCCGUGUCCCUCACUCAUUUCAACCGCCGCGUCGCCUCCAGCCCCCGUUCACAACGCAGUCUUCGUCUCGACGCCAGCGCAAAGUCCAACUCCCCAUCCUGCUUCAGCCCAAAUAUCACCCUCUACGCCAACGAUGACGCCUCAUCUGGGCCCGGCUCCUCUUCAGCUUUCCUCCACCAGCAGUAUCAGUAGCAGAAAUUCAGCAGUGGUGCCCAGUGUUUGGAGCAUGGUUCACGCUGAUACCCGGCAAACCAGCUCUCUUCAGGGGGUAAAGACCCCCAUCUCCGCAGUGUGGGGCCCGCAGCACAGCCUGCACACAGUGAGUGAAGCUGUGAACUAGGAAGAAGCCAAACAUUCCUGUUUGCUCGACAACACUGUAUAUAGGAGAAUCUAUCUUCACCACGACUCUCCUUCAGUCAUUAACGCCUGUGCCUGCAGGACACAGGGAAUGAGCUCGGACGUAUGAACUGGGACUAAGUGAAGCAACAAACAAAAGGUGUUACAAAGACUUUUUAUUCUUUAAAUAUUCUGUUCUUGAUGGAGGCGCCUGCUGGUAAGAACACUCUUCUGAUGUCAUAUCGUGGAAGGAACAUUCCUCAGUUCAGAGUACUUGUAUUGCUUUGUUUUGUUUUUUUUAUUCCAUUUGUCUUUCCACAUUACAUGCGGCGGUAAUAUCCCUUAAUUGUACAAAAUGCCAAUUAGUGUCAUUGUCAGGACCAGCAGUUAGCCUCUUCAGUAGCAAUACUGGACUUUAUUGAAUGUACAAAAGUCGUAGAUAUCCUUGGCAAGGCGGCCUGUCAUCUAUUCCCCUCCGGGGCAAAAAGGAAGACGCAAAGUUAUUUUAAUUUUAUUUCCCAACACUCAGCAACAACAUCAUAGACCUCUAUAAAAAACAACAUUGAGAUUUUCAGAAUUUUGUCUGUUUUUGUACUCUUUAAAUUCCCCCUUUUUUCCUGGGAAAUUGAUUGUAUUGCAGCGAGCCUGUCUGAAUGACUCAUUAGCGUCCGUCUCCAUCACACGGCUCUCCUCUUGUCUUUUUAUAGCUAAGGAGAUUCAUCGUCAUCUCAACCAUUAGAACACAUGCUCUCUAGUGUUUCUUUGUUGGCUAUCUGGAAUGCAGAAAUACAAGCAGUGUUUUCUGCCAAAAGUAAAGCGGUUCUGGCCAUUGCUUUGGGUAUCCUCAAUCGGUUGGGUACGGUUUUCAGGGAUUGUUGUUAUGAAGCAGGGUGGUGGAUAUAGAAUGAUGGGGAGAGGGUCACAUUGGAUCUGUUACAGAAAUCAAUUUCAGCAGAGCGGUGAGCCGCUUGGCUAUCAAGCUCUUGCAGCUCAAACUGAAACGUUUCCCUUGCUGUGAGACUUUACCCACAUUGCCCUGCGUUGUGAUUUAAUUAAGGUAUUUCAAAACCUGAAUGUCUUACUAGUGGGAUGAUUAAUUGAUGCAUGUGGUGUCUUUGUAAAGCAAAUGUAGGAGAUGUACUGAAAGUAGUUGACAUUUGGAAGUUUUCAUUUAUCUCACAGGAGCGACAACAUAGAAAUACAUAUUUCCUCAUUACUGCAUUCCACCUGUGUUUUAGAAAUGGUUCCUUUUUAGUUCCUAAUCUUUCACAGAGCUGUAGUUUCCAUGAAACUGUCGUAGCAGAAACCACUAGAUAUUGGGCCUAUAAUAACCAUACAACCACGUGGAAAAGGUCCUCUUUGAAUAAUACUAUAGCAGGAUUGUGCAUCAGAUCUUAAAUACUGUCAUGUUUACCAGUGUCAUUACUUUGUUCCAUUUUUCUUGUGUUUAGAGUUGGAGACGACGAAGAGAGUCAGGUAUUGGGUCAGAGUACUGCCGCAUUCACCAAAACCAUUCAUUCUAAAGUCUCAUUCCCACUCCUAAAAUGUCCCUCCUCACUGCCAGGGAUGCUCUGUGGGUGUUGAUGGAGGGGUUAUAUUUGUUUGGCGGGGGCGCUUGUGUUACAGGUACUGAUGUGCAUCCUUUUUUUUUUUAAUACCUCAAUUGACACAGGUCAUGUCAGGCUUGGGUCAUGUGUAAAAUACUACGCAUUAAAGUAAUAUUUUUACUCUUCAUAUACUACAUCAUGCCAGUGUGGCAACACCGUAGUCAGUUGAGAUAUACUGGAAAUGUUUUUUUUUUUUUUUUUAAGCGAUGUCUGUGAUUUUAUAUUCAGAAUGACACUCUACCCCGAUCAGACAAUGUGAUAAUGGAUGUAAAUAUUAUACUUUUUUUUCUUUUCUUUUUUUUCUUUGUACUGGUAUGGAUAGUUUUACAGCCAAAUGCAUUCAAAAUGUUUUUCAUGUUGUGAGUCAUGACCGACCGUUGGCAGUAUGACUGGCUGCUGUGCCUUAAACCUACGACUGAGGGACUAAUGUUCCUUUUUUAUAUAAAAACGUUUCAAUAGUCAGUGCAAUAUAUGCCUUAAACUUUAAAUGUGUUUUUUGUAUAAGCAUUUCAAAGAAAUAAAUUCAGUUUUUCAUAAAUGUAAUUUCAUUCUUGUUUUAACCGCAUAUUUUUGAUUUUCUCAGGUUCUUGAUAAUGUGCAUGCUAACGGCCAUGGUUAAAUAAACAUUUUAAAUUGUUUGGAUAUUAUUCAAAUCAGUAAAUCGUCUGACAAGUCGGGGUCAAAGGUCUGCUGUGAAAACUAAGACUUUCCAAAUUGCCAUAGCAUUAAUAUAGAAAUGAUGUGCACCACUCAGUUUCAUAAAUGUUUUUGUCAUCUUCAAAUGGAAUCAAACUGCACCAACAGUUCUUGAGAGUGAAUCCAUUUUUGCAGUAGUGAAUAUUUAAAAUGUAUUGCUGUAUAAAACCUUUUGGAAACAUUA